Messenger RNA from Lotus japonicus, 1289 nucleotides. RefSeq names its product L10-interacting MYB domain-containing protein-like. The record is from RefSeq and is a predicted model, not a curated record. Lineage: Eukaryota; Viridiplantae; Streptophyta; Magnoliopsida; Fabales; Fabaceae. The coding region runs from base 119 to 1000 and encodes 293 amino acids. The transcript is spliced from 4 exons.
GAGAGAUGUUCAUAUAUAAGAAGCUUAAGCUUCAAAGCAUUGCACUCAUUGUUCCUUUUUUUGUACAAGUUGUUUCAUGCUCUUCAUUGUGAUGAGCUUUCCGACAGUAUAAGCAAAAAUGUCAGCUGGGCAAGAUGGGGGUCUAAGCCGACCAAAGGCAGAAUGGACACCCACUCGGGAUGCAUACAUGGUUGAACUUCUCAUCGAGCAACACAAGAGUGGAAGAACAGCUUACAAUGAGUUCAAAAAUGAAGUGAUCAAGUCUGUCACAUGGGAUUUCAACAAAAAGUUUGGCUUGAACUUGGAAGAGAAUCAGAUAAAGAACCGCUAUAACGUUAUGAAGAAAGAUUAUGGUGUUGUCAAAACACUGCUUAGUCACAAGGAAUUUGCCUGGGAUGAAACCCGGCGCAUGGUUGUGGCUGAUGAUAAAGUAUGGGAGAAUUACAUCAUGGUAAGAUGUGAAGCAAGACCUUUCAGACGCAAGAGCUUCCCCCUAUAUAAUCAAAUGUCCAUCAUUUUUGAAGGUGAAAGAGGUAUUCCAAAAAGCCAAUUCCCCAAUGGAGCAAUGGUGAUAGCAGAGGAAGUAAAUAGUUACACCGAAACAGUUAGAUCUUCGAAGCCAUGUAACAUUCCAACACAAGUAAUGGAUGGUACCCUUGACUCUGAUUCAAUAAUCCGCAUCAAUAAGAAGCACAAAUAUAUGAAUCCAGCAGAGUCAAUUCAUAAGAAAAGAGCACAUCUCAAAAUUGGAGAAACAAUAGAGAAUGCAUUGUAUGAGGUUUUCACCGCAGCCAAGUCCAAUGCCAAGCAAAGAAAUGCAUCUAAAUCAACCUCAAUGUAUAAGAACUGCUUGGAUGAGUUGCAGAAAUUGGAGGAGUUGGAUGAUGACAAUGAGUUUGCUAAGGCUGUUAAUGCACUCAAGGAUGACAAAAAUGCUAUUGCUUUCAUGACAAUUAAAGGGCCUAGACGCUUGACCUGGUUAAGAUCUCUAUGGCACUGAGUAACAUAUGUACGCUGUUUUAACUUCUCAUAUUUAUGCAACCGGAUAUCAGAGAAACCUACGAAGUGCAUGUUUGUAAGUUUUUCUACAAUUGAUUCUAAAGUCAGAAUCAAUUCUGGGGAGAAGCUCAUAUUAACUUCAGAAUUAUAGAAUUGAUUCUAUUAGAAGAGGUCCAAACACUAUGACAUGUUUGCCUAUCCAUCCUAUGUAGACCUCUUUGGUGAUUUAAACACACAGAGUCCACCAUGCUUCUUCAAACCAUAUGUUGUUGAGAUUAUAUUUGCCUACA